Messenger RNA from Cantharellus anzutake, 1584 nucleotides. RefSeq names its product major facilitator superfamily domain-containing protein. Bases 1 to 1584 code for a protein of 527 amino acids. The record is from RefSeq and is a predicted model, not a curated record. The transcript is spliced from 8 exons. Gene Ontology annotation, molecular function: transmembrane transporter activity. NCBI's taxonomy places the organism in Eukaryota, Fungi, Basidiomycota, Agaricomycetes, Cantharellales, Hydnaceae. Gene Ontology annotation, biological process: transmembrane transport.
AUGGGGGACACUGAACAGAGAUCGAUUCGCGAUGGUGAUAUCGAGAUACUGAACACCCCUUCAAGACACAGUGACGCCGACUUGGACGAGUGCUUUUCUAUUGAUGCUCUGGAUGGUCUUGGGAAAUUGCCCCCGGAGAAAUCCCUGUCUAUCCAGAACGGACAGCGACAUGAACGCUACCUUGUUGUAUGGGACGACGAACGUGAUCCUCAAAAUCCUCAGAACUGGAGUCGUCUGUAUCGGUGGUGGCUCACCUGGUUGGUUGGUACCCUUACCCUCAACGCCACCUUCUCGAGUUCGGCGCCGUCAGGUGUCAUCCAGCAACUUAAAGACGAGUUUCAUCUUUCAACCAUCGUCACCUCUCUCCUUAUUUCGCUCUUCAUCGCAGGAUAUUGCGUGUAUCGGCCCUUAUUAUGGGGCCCUCUAUCGGAGGCCUAUGGGCGUCGACCGGUUUGGGUUAUUUCCUUUACUUGCUAUGUUGCAUUCCAGCUAGGAUGCGCGCUAGCACAAAGCACGACCCAGUUACUCGUCUUCCGCUUCCUGGGAGGAUGUUUUGCCGUUAGCCCAUUAACCACCGCGGGGGGAGUCUUUGCUGACUUGUGGGACGCAAAGACACGAGGGAAAGCAAUGGCGAUUUUCACAGUAGCGCCUUUCGCUGGCCCAGCACUAGGACCAAUGGUCAGCGGCUUCAUGAAUGUCCGCGGUCUCUCCUGGAGAUGGUUGUUCUGGGUCUUAACAAUCUUUGCUGGAGUCUGCACGCUCUCUAUUUACUUUCUGCUCCCCGAGACAUACGCGCCUGUCAUUCUGAAACAGAAGGCACAGAGGAAACGGAGGGAGACGGGCGACAAUCAAUGGUACGCACCUAUGGAGGCCGCACAAAUCUCUUUCAGCCAGAAAGCCACGGAGAUUCUGUUCAAACCGUGGUUGAUCUUUAUUUUGGAGCCCAUUUUAAUAUCCUUGACGAUCUAUAUCUCAUUCCUUUAUGGUUGCCUGUAUUUGCUCUUUGAAGCCUUCCCCAUCGUCUAUGGUGACAAUCAUGGCCUGAAUACUGGUCUUCAGGGCCUAGUGUUUCUGCCACUUUUCAUUGGGGGUGGGAUCAAUUGUACGCUGAUUGUAUUCGUUGAGAACCCCCGCUACGAAAAGCUCGUAGACCAUUAUCAUCCUAACCCGGUCCCACCUGAGGAACGGCUUCGACCGAGUAUCGUUGGAUCCCUGUUGGUCACCAUCUCGUUCUUUUGGUUCGCCUGGACAAGCUUCCCUUCGGUCAAUGUGUGGGUUCCAAUAAUGGCAGGACUACCAAUGGGUUUGUCCAUGAUCAUGUUAUUCAUCUCGUUAUUAAAUUACAUCGUGGACGUGUACCUCCAAGUAGCUGCAACCGCACUCGCGGCUAACACCGUCGUGCGAAGCCUCUUUGGUGCUAUAUUCCCGCUAUUUGCUUCCCAAAUGUACCGCAAACUGGGGCCCCAGUGGGCAUCCACUCUUCUGGGCUGUAUCCUUCUGGCAAUGAUCCCUAUGCCGCUUUUCUUCAUCCGAUUUGGGCCAGCUAUUCGGGCGAAGUCGAGAUAUGCCCCCCCGAGGAGAUAA